Messenger RNA from Chinchilla lanigera (long-tailed chinchilla), 6114 nucleotides. RefSeq names its product protein tyrosine phosphatase, non-receptor type 3 (gene Ptpn3). Gene Ontology annotation, cellular component: cytoskeleton; cytoplasm; cytoplasmic side of plasma membrane. Gene Ontology annotation, biological process: protein dephosphorylation. The record is from RefSeq and is a predicted model, not a curated record. Lineage: Eukaryota; Metazoa; Chordata; Mammalia; Rodentia; Chinchillidae. Gene Ontology annotation, molecular function: protein tyrosine phosphatase activity; cytoskeletal protein binding.
GUUAUUCAACAAUAGUUAUGACCUCCCGGUUACGUGCGCUGGGUGGAAGAAUUAAUAACAUACGCACCUCCGAAUUACCCAAAGACAAAGCUCGAUCCGAAGUCAUCUGCAGCAUACGAUUUUUAGAUGGCUUGGUACAGACCUUUAAAGUUAAUAAACAAGACACUGGCCAGUCGCUUCUGGAUAUGGCAUAUGCCCACCUGGGUGUGACCGAAAAGGAGUAUUUUGGUUUGCAACACGGUGAAGACUCGGUAGACUCCCCUAGGUGGCUUGAAUCAAGCAAACCCAUCAGGAAGCAGUUGAAAGGAGGUUACCCCUGUUCCCUGCAUUUUCGAGUAAGAUUUUUUAUACCUGAUCCCAACACACUGCAGCAAGAACAAACCAGGCACUUGUAUUUCUUACAACUGAAGAUGGAUAUUUGUGAAGGAAGGUUAACCUGCCCCCUGAAUUCAGCAGUGGUUCUGGCUUCCUAUGCAGUACAAUCUCAUUUUGGAGACUUUAAUUCUUCCGUACAUCACCCAGGCUACCUUGCAGACAGCCAGUUCAUACCAGAUCAGAACGAUGACUUCUUGACCAAGGUGGAAUCUCUCCACGAGCAGCACAGUGGGCUAAAGCAAUCAGAAGCAGAAUCGUGCUACAUCAACAUAGCUCGGACCCUCGAUUUCUAUGGAGUGGAGCUGCACAGUGGCAGGGACCUGCACAAUUUAGAGCUAAUGAUUGGAAUUGCUUCUGCGGGCAUUGCUGUGUACCGAAAAUACAUUUGUACAAGUUUCUAUCCUUGGGUGAACAUCCUCAAAAUUUCUUUCAAAAGGAAAAAGUUCUUUAUACAUCAGCGACAAAAACAGCCUGAAUCCAGGGAACAUAUCGUGGCCUUCAACAUGCUAAAUUACCGAUCUUGCAAAAAUUUGUGGAAAUCCUGUGUUGAGCACCAUACAUUCUUUCAGGCAAAGAAGUUACUACCUCAAGAAAAGAAUGUUCUAUCUCAGUACUGGACUCUGGGCUCCAGGAACCCCAAGAAGUCUGUAAAUAACCAAUACUGCAAGAAGUUGAUUGGAGGCAUGGUAUGGAACCCGGCCAUGCGGAGGUCCUUGUCAGUAGAACAUCUAGAAACCAAGAGCCUGCCUUCCCGGUCCCCUCCAAUCACCCCCAACUGGCGAAGUCCUCGGCUCCGGCAUGAGAUCCGAAAACCCCGCCACUCCUCUGCGGAUAACCUCGCAAACGAGAUGACGUACAUUACAGAGACCGAAGACGUGUUUUACACCUACAAGGGCUCCCUGUCCCCCAAAGACAGCGAUUCCGAAGUUUCUCAGAACCGCAGCCCACACCGAGAGAGUUUAUCUGAGAACAACCCAGCACAGAGCUGCCUGACCCAGAAGUCAUCCAGUUCUGUGUCUCCAUCUUCAAAUGCUCCAGGCUCCUGCUCAUCAGAUGGGGUCGACCAGCAGUUCUUAGAGGACUACCACAGGGUGACGAAAGGGGGCUCCACUGAGGACACUGGCCAGUACUACUGUGACAAGAAUGAUAAUGGUGACAGCUACUUAGUCUUGAUCCGUAUCACGCCAGAUGAAGAUGGAAAAUUUGGAUUUAACCUGAAGGGAGGAGUGGAUCAAAAGAUGCCUCUUGUAGUCUCAAGGAUAAACCCAGAGUCACCUGCCGAUACCUGCAUUCCUAAGCUGAACGAAGGGGAUCAGAUUGUGCUGAUCAAUGGCCGGGACAUCUCAGAACACACCCACGACCAGGUGGUGAUGUUCAUCAAAGCCAGCCGGGAGUCCCACUCGAGGGAACUGGCCCUGGUGAUCAGGAGGAAAGCUGUCCACUCAUUUGCCGAGAUCAAAUCUGAAGAUGAACUGAACCAGCUUUUCCCAGAGGCCAUUUUCCCUAUGUGUCCAGAGGGUGGGAACACUUUGGAGGGAUCCAUGGAACUGCUAAAGAAGGGCCUCGAAAGUGGGACGGUGCUGAUCCAGUUUGAGCAACUUUACAGAAAGAAGCCAGGUUUGGCUAUCACCUAUGCAAAGCUGCCUCAGAAUUUGGAUAAAAAUCGAUAUAAAGAUGUGCUGCCUUAUGACACCACCCGGGUAUUAUUGCAGGGACAUGAAGAUUAUAUUAAUGCAAGUUAUGUGAAUAUGGAAAUUCCUGCUGCUCACCUUAUGAACAAGUAUAUUGCCACUCAGGGGCCCCUGCCACAUACCUGUGCACAAUUUUGGCAAGUCGUCUGGGAUCAGAAGUUGUCACUGAUUGUCAUGUUGACAACUCUCACAGAGCGAGGGCGGACCAAGUGUCAUCAGUACUGGCCCAAUCCCCCUGAUGUUAUGGACCACGGCAUCUUUCACAUUCAGUGUCAGUCAGAAGACUGUACCAUCGCCUAUGUGUCCCGAGAAAUGCGAGUCACAAACACUGAGACCGGGGAGGAGCACACAGUGACACAUCUACAGUACGUGGCGUGGCCUGACCAUGGCGUGCCUGAUGAUUCCUCAGACUUUCUGGAAUUUGUGAACUCUGUGAGGUCCCUGCGGGUGGAUGGGGAGCCAGUCUUAGUUCACUGCAGCGCUGGAAUAGGUCGAACUGGGGUGUUGGUCACUAUGGAAACAGCCAUGUGCUUAAUUGAAAGAAAUCUGCCAGUUUGUCCAUUGGAUAUUGUCCGAAAAAUGCGAGACCAGCGCGCCAUGAUGAUACAGACAUCAAGCCAGUACAAGUUUGUGUGUGAAGCGAUUCUUCGUGUGUUUGAAGAAGGCAUGGUCCAGAUGCUGGAUCCCAGUUAGGACAACUGUGAAGCGUUCAUUCCUUGUCCCCAAGGGCACCCUUCUGAAGAGAGGGGGACAUGCCUUCCUCCGGAGGCCACAGGAGGAACCGGGAGCUGUGGGAAGGGAAUGAGCAGAUUUGAACCCAGGCACUUUAAGUUUCUGUAGAAAAGGUAUUGUGUACAUAGGUAUAGAUACGCAUGCAACUAUGGCUUCCUUUAAGCCCAGAGAAAGAAGCACAAGGGGAUUUCAGUGUGGGACCUGUCCCACUGCCUUCCUUCCUACACAUUACCGUCCCGUGUCAACGUCUUGGGGCACCUGGGAGGGUUCUUCUGCAGCGCCGCACACGUCCCAGAAGCCAGGUGAUGGGCUGUGUGCAGUUGCUCAGGUAUUGUAUUGUGUGCAGGGUGCUGAGGGCUGUGUGUCCUGUGCUCCCAAGUGGAGCAGAGCAGCACAGGGCACCAGGAAUCAGGCUGAAGGAUGAGCAGUGCCUCUGCUGUGCCCACUCCUCCUGCAUCUCUGUCCUGCCCCGGUUAGUACUCGGUUCCUGAGGCUGCGUCCAGAGCAGCUCAUUCUCCCCAGCGCUGCCCCUCUGUUCACACGCAGCGAAUGAUGCUUGCCCAGGCCAAUUCCAGCCGGGACUCUGGUGUGAUCCCGUCUUAGCUCCAGAAGCAGGUGUGUCUCUUGCCUCGCUUGCCUCUUACUGUACACUCAGACUCCAGGCCUGGAUCCCUGACUACUGAAUCUGCUACAUGGAUUGCUGCUACUUCAUGCUGUCACACUCAAGACAGGAGGGUUUUCCCGAGUGGGAGGGGAUGAUAGCAUUGAGAAUCUUUGGCCCUUCUGAGAAAAGACCUGCUAGUAAGUGACCAUGGGAAACCCUGCUUCUCAAGGGUUCCCUGGGGGUAUGUACGUGUGUGUGAGUGUGCGUGUGUGUGUGCCCUCCACAGGUGAGUGUUUCUCAGGAUUCCUAACUUGAUUCAAAUUACCCUUGAGUUUAUAGAAGACAUGAUUCUCUGUACAGAAGAACAGAUGUGUGCAUUCACCCUCAGUUACAAUGGUCUCCAUUUCAUUUCAGAGGAGAGUAUCAAACUGUCUGAACGGAAACACAAUUCGAUGUUAAUUUAUUCUAAGUACCCUGAGAUUUUGAUUGUCCUAAAGAAUUCUGCUUUUGUGAAUACUAUGUUAAAUUUUUUUUAAAAUUUGUGACAGGAUUGUAGCAAAAUAUUAUUUAAGGAAAAUAAAUUACAUAAACAUUUUAAUGUGGUAUUUUUAAAGAGCAGUUUUUGUGUCUGCAGGAAAGGAAGCUAAGCCAGUUUGUUAAUGGUAUUUACAGAACACUUUCAUGUUAUAGCCUACAGAGAUGAAACCAUUUUAAUAUUAGGAAACUCUGGACCAAUUGAAUCAUUUCCUGGUUGCAGGAGUGAUAAGGACCCCCAGACAGAGCCAGGUUUCUAAAGGUUCUUUAUCUACAGAUCCAGCAUAUUUACUUGCACACUGCCUAUCUUUUCCCUGUGCAUAUUUUACUGCUAAAUGGCCUGGGUAGGAGGCAGUUCCCAGUGUAUAACUCUAAGCUGUGUGACAAGAAAGUAAUAGAAAGUCUAGCACUGAGGGCUGGGAGAUCGGGUUCCUGCUCCCCCUCGGCACUAACUAGCACUCACCUCAGGCACCGAGGAGCUGUGCCUCCAUUUCCCUUGUCUAUGAAAUCAGAAAAACAGUACCUAGCUAUUCUGAUUGAACAUGGAAACGGGGUAAGAUCAUGCUAUGAAUGUGAGUUUUCAUCAGUUGGAGUAUAAACUGACACUGCUGUUGGAUCAGUUACUUGGAAAAGCUAAUUUCUCUGUGAUUAGCCCCAAAACACAUCAAACAGAAGUGGGGUCGAGUAAGGUAUAUGAGAGAAAAAUGUUCUUGUAGAAGGGUGGAGCAGAAGUACAAAGAAUGUUACACUAGACCUUUGUUCAGUCUGGACCCAGAAAGAAGUGCUCUCAGCAAAGUACCAAAAAGAAAAAAGGGGGAGGGGUGCUGACAUAAAUUUAAAUGCCAUCAGGAUGUUUAGCAAAUUUAGCCAUUCAAUAAAAGUGUAUCACCACCUUAUGUGUAAAAGCUUGAGAAGUCUAAAUGUCUUUCAAGAUGAUGUUUUAUUAUUUUUUAAACAAACUCGUGUGGCUGCAGAAAUGCUGUCAUUAUGGUGAUGUACAUUUCUAAAAAGCUUGCGGAAAGUUCAGCCAACCUUUUCUGCCACCGUGCAGACCAGCAAUUCAGACCCUGCAGACGUUGCCAGGAAGAAAAUCUAUGAAAUCCUGGGAGGAACAAGACAAGAAAAUUAUCUAAAGGAGCAAAAUAUACAAGUAAACACUGUAUAUAUUACCAGUAAAAAUCCACAGCCCCUUCUUUUAUGAAUGUCUGCAGUUCUUAAGAAGCCCCUUCCUGAGUGAAACACCAUAUCAGAGUCAGGGUAAAUAUUUUGCCUGGGAAAUUUGGCUGGGUGUGAAUGGAGAGGACAUUUCUGGUGCCUUCAGAAGAUCUAAUUAGACACACUGAUGUGCAGACUUAACUGGGAUGAGAGGGCCCCACUGGUGUCACUCUUUAGCACCUAUGCUCCCUGUUUUGACUUAGCAAAGAAAAAGAUUCAGCUCAGUUUGGUUGGGCUAAGGAGAUGGGGUAGUUGAAUCCCAAAUUGGUACCUGUCUUGCGUUUCUUGCUGCAGCAAUUCAUACUUAAAUAUGCUCUGAGAUUAGUGUAGAUGCUAUUGCUGCUCUGUUGUUGGUUGGCCUGUUUUUGUCCCUCAGAAAUUAUUAUCUAGGGCAGCAAUAAGCAGCAAAGAGGCUUCUGCAAAAAGCAGGACUUGUCCAGAUCUGGACUUAGCAAGAUGCAUUGCCCUUGGUUUCGUUUUAUGUAUAAGGAGAUGAUUACACAGGAGGAGCUCAAGAUCUGCCAUUCUGGGGGUCUGAUACUCCAGAGAAGCAAAAAACCCUUCAUCACAUCGGCACAGCUGCCAGAGACAGAUGUACCUCGUAUCUGUGACUCUUCCCUGCAAGGUUGUCCCUCAGACCUCGGCACUGUUGGAUGGGAAAACAAGGAUCGCCGCCCUCUGACUUCUGCCUGUCAACCCGGCUAAAAGCAGUGUCAGUAAAGGUGACAUCAGCCUGGGAAGCCAAGCCCCUCAGGUGCCAGACUGAGCCCGCCGUCUUAAGAGCUCGCGCACUGUUCGGAGCAACCAAAGGAUUGUGUUAAGCCAUGUUGUUUUGAAAAGUAUCUUAAUUAAUCAGCAAUAUUUUUUCCUGUAAAUUUGGAAUGUUUUUCAUUCUGACCUGUCCUGUCAGUGACUACUGAAAAACAAUUUAAUCAAUAUAAAAACACUCAAGCUAUGCAACAC